CAGAACCGAGCAAGCUACAGCGAACCUGGAGACAGCCGGGAGUCUAUCGACAGUCCCAAGCUGGGGCCACCAGAAGCUAAAGUCAGAUCCCUGAACAUUUCUCCUGGCCCACGGAAGUCUCUGUUUACCCCCCAUUACCAUUCUCAUCAUGGGGUUCCACUUAGCUCUGGCCUGGAUCCUCCUGUUUGGGACACUGGCUUCUUUGGGAGCUCAGAACUCCAUCUCAUGGGAGGUACAGCGAUUUGAUGGCUGGUAUAACAACCUCAUGGAGCACAGAUGGGGCAGCAAAGGCUCUCGGCUGCAGCGCCUUGUUCCAGCCAGCUAUGCAGAUGGUGUCUACCAGCCCUUGAAAGAACCCUACCUGCCUAACCCCCGACACCUCAGUGACAGGGUCAUGAGAGGUCCUGCAGGACAGCCGUCGCUUCGGAACCGUACAGUCCUGGGUGUCUUCUUUGGUUACCACGUGCUCUCGGACCUGGUGAGUGUGGAAAUGCCAGGCUGCCCCGCAGAGUUCCUCAACAUUUACAUCCCGCGUGGGGACCCGGUGUUCGACCCUGACAAGCGCGGGAACGUGGUGCUGCCCUUUCAAAGGAGCCGCUGGGACCGCAACACCGGACAGAGCCCCAGCAACCCACGGGACCAGAACAUUGCGAUGUACGAGUGGCUGCCCAGCUUCCUGAAGCAAACUCCCCCAGAGUAUCCAGGAUACCAUCCAUUUCUGGACCCCAGCAUCUCCCCAGAGUUCGUGGUGGCCUCUGAGCAGUUCCUCUCUACCAUGGUGCCCCCUGGGAUCUACAUGAGGAAUGCCAGCUGCCACUUCCAGGGGACUGCCAGUCAUAACUCAAGUGUCUCUGGAGCUCUCCGGGUCUGCAACAGCUACUGGAGUCGAGAGCACCCCAAGCUACAAAGGGCUGAAGAUGUGAAUGCGCUGCUGCUGGGCAUGGCCUCCCAGAUCGCUGAGAGAGAGGACCAUGUGGUAGUCGAGGAUGUGCAAGAUUUCUGGCCUGGGCCACUGAAGUUCUCCCGUACAGACUACCUGGCCAGCUGCCUGCAGAGGGGCCGGGAUCUAGGCCUGCCUUCUUACACCAAAGCCAGGGAGGCACUGGGCCUGUCUCCCAUUUCCCACUGGCAGGACAUCAACCCUGCACUCUCGAGGAGCAAUGACACUGUGCUGCAGGACACAGCUGCCCUGUACAAUCAGGAUCUGUCUCGGCUGGAGCUACUCCCAGGGGGGCUUCUGGAGAGCCAUGGAGACCCUGGACCCCUUUUCAGCACUAUUGUCCUUGACCAGUUUGUCAGGCUACGAGAUGGUGACCGUUACUGGUUUGAAAACAGCAGGAACGGAUUGUUCUCCAAGGAAGAGAUUGCAGAGAUCCGAAACACCUCCCUACGGGACAUUCUAGUGGCUGUCACCAAUGUGGACCCCAGCGCCCUACAGCCCAGUGUCUUCUUUUGGCUUGCAGGAGACCCCUGUCCACAGCCGAGUCAGCUCAGCACUCAGGGCCUGCCAGCCUGUGCCCCCCUCUUCAUUCGGGACUAUUUUGAGGGGAGUGGAUUUGGCUUCGGACUCACCAUUGGGACCCUUUGCUGUUUCCCCUUAGUCAGCCUCCUCAGUGCCUGGAUUGUUGCUCGGCUUCGAAUGAGGAAUUUCAAGAGGCUCCAGAGACAAGACCGCCAGAGCAUCAUGUCUGAGAAGCUUGUAGGGGGAGUGGAAGCUUUGGAGUGGCAGGGCCGCAAGGAACCCUGUAGGCCAGUGCUUGUGCAUUUACAGCCUGGACAGAUCCGAGUUGUGGACGGCAGACUCACUGUGCUGCGUACCAUCCAGCUGCGACCCCCACAGCAGGUCAACCUCAUCCUGUCCAGCAACCGUGGACGCCGCACCCUGCUGCUCAAGAUCCCCAAGGAGUAUGACCUGGUGCUGUUGUUUAACAUGGAGGAGGAACGUCAGGCUCUGGUGGAAAACAUCAGGGGAGCUUUGAAAGAGAAUGGGCUGAGCUUUCAGGAGUGGGAGCUAAGGGAGCAGGAGCUGAUGAGGGCAGCAGUGACCAGGCAACAACGGGGCCACCUCCUGGAGACUUUCUUCAGGCACCUUUUCUCCCAGGUGUUAGACAUCAAUCAAGCAGAUGCAGGGACUCUGCCUCUGGACUCUUCGACGAAAGUGCGUGAGGCCUUGACCUGUGAGCUGAGCAGAGCUGAGUUUGCAGAUUCCCUAGGCCUCAAGCCCCAGGAUAUGUUUGUGGAGUCCAUGUUUUCUCUGGCCGACAAGGAUGGCAACGGCUACCUGUCCUUCCGGGAGUUCCUGGACAUCCUGGUGGUCUUCAUGAAAGGCUCCCCAGAGGAGAAGUCUCGCCUUAUGUUCCGAAUGUAUGACUUCGAUGGGAACGGUCUCAUUUCCAAGGAUGAGUUCAUUAGGAUGCUAAGGUCCUUCAUCGAGAUCUCCAACAACUGUCUGUCCAAGGCCCAGCUGGCUGAGGUGGUGGAGUCCAUGUUCCGGGAGUCGGGCUUCCAGGACAAGGAGGAGCUGACCUGGGAGGACUUCCAUUUCAUGCUUCGGGACCAUGACAGUGAUCUCCGAUUCACACAGCUCUGUGUCAAAGGGGUGGAAGUGCCGGAAGUGAUCAAGAACCUCUGCCGUCGAGCCUCCUACAUCAGCCAGGAGAAGAUCUGCCCUUCGCCCAGAAUCAGCGCCCACUGUGCCCGAAACAACAUGAAGACUUCCUCAUCACCACAGAGACUCCAGUGCCCCAUGGACACAGACCCUCCUCAAGAGAUUCGACGGAGGUUUGGCAAAAAGGUAACGUCAUUCCAGCCCUUACUGUUCACUGAGGCACACCGAGAGAAGUUUCAACGCAGCCGCCGCCACCAGACAGUGCAACAGUUUAAGCGCUUUAUUGAGAAUUACAGGCGCCACAUUGGCUGUGUGGCAGUGUUCUACACCAUCGCUGGGGCGCUCUUCUUGGAGAGAGCCUACUAUUAUGCGUUUGCGGCACACCACAGCGGCAUCACUGAUACCACCCGUGUGGGCAUCAUCCUGUCCCGGGGCACGGCGGCCAGCAUCUCCUUCAUGUUUUCCUACAUCCUGCUCACCAUGUGCCGCAACCUCAUCACCUUCCUGCGGGAGACCUUCCUCAACCGCUACAUUCCCUUCGAUGCCGCUGUGGACUUCCAUCGCCUCAUUGCCUCCACGGCCAUCAUCCUCACAGUCUUACACAGUGCUGGCCACGUAGUGAACGUGUACCUGUUCUCCAUCAGUCCGCUCAGCGUCCUCUCUUGCCUCUUCCCUGGCCUCUUCCAUGAUGAUGGGUCAGAGUUUCCUCAGAAGUAUUACUGGUGGUUCUUCCAGACUGUGCCAGGUCUCACUGGGGUCCUCCUGCUCCUGGCCCUGGCCAUCAUGUAUGUCUUCGCCUCCCACCACUUCCGCCGCCGCAGUUUCCGGGGCUUCUGGCUGACCCACCACCUCUACAUUUUUCUCUACAUCCUGCUCAUCAUCCAUGGCAGCUUUGCUCUGAUCCAGAUGCCCCGAUUCCACAUCUUCUUCCUGGUCCCUGCAAUCAUUUACGUAGGGGACAAGCUGGUGAGCCUGAGCCGGAAGAAGGUGGAGAUCAGCGUGGUGAAGGCUGAGCUGCUGCCUUCAGGAGUGACCCACCUGCGGUUCCAGAGGCCCCAGGGCUUUGAGUAUAAGUCAGGGCAGUGGGUUCGGAUUGCAUGCCUCGCUCUGGGAACCACUGAGUACCACCCUUUCACGCUGACCUCUGCACCCCACGAGGACACGCUCAGCCUGCACAUCCGGGCAGCUGGACCCUGGACCACCCGCCUCAGGGAGAUCUACUCACCCCCAACCGGUGACACCUGUGCCAGAUACCCAAAGCUGUACCUCGAUGGACCAUUUGGAGAGGGCCACCAGGAGUGGCAUAAGUUUGAGGUGUCAGUGCUGGUAGGAGGGGGCAUUGGAGUCACCCCCUUUGCCUCCAUCCUCAAAGACCUGGUUUUCAAGUCAUCAGUCAGCUGCCAAGUAUUCUGUAAGAAGAUCUACUUCAUCUGGGUGACAAGGACGCAGAGGCAGUUUGAGUGGCUGGCUGACAUCAUCCGGGAGGUGGAGGAGAAUGACCGCCAGGACCUGGUGUCUGUGCACAUCUAUAUUACUCAGCUGGCUGAGAAGUUUGACCUCAGGACCACCAUGCUGUACAUCUGUGAGAGGCACUUCCAGAAGGUGCUGAACAGGAGUUUGUUCACGGGCUUGCGAUCUGUCACCCACUUUGGCCGCCCUCCCUUUGAGCCCUUUUUCAACUCUCUGCAGGAAGUCCACCCCCAAGUCCGAAAGAUUGGAGUAUUUAGCUGUGGUCCCCCUGGCAUGACCAAGAAUGUGGAGAAAGCCUGUCAGCUCAUCAACAGGCAGGACAGGACUCAUUUCUCUCACCAUUAUGAGAACUUCUAGGUCUCCUGCCCAAUAACUCUGCCCACUACUGCCUUGUUGGGACAGCAGGGGCUUUGGCCUGUGCCUUAACCCAAUACUCUUCAUUUCUGGCCACCUCAGCCUUGGCCCUUCCCACCUGCUAACUUGGUCCAGGUGGGCAUGCUCUGGCAUCAUGUGUGGGCUCAGAGAUCUCUAGGGCCAGAAUGUGUCUUGAGCUUGUCGAAGGAGCACUGUUUAAGAACUGUAGGUUCAGAAGUAACGGAGCUUUGGGGAUGGGACAAAGUGAGAAUUAAGCAAAAACUUGACAGGAGACAGUCCGUCAAGUUUGUGUGGGUAACUGACUCUGAGUGAUAGUAUGGAUGCUGGCAUCUUUGAGCCGCUCCACUCUGUGUUCUUCCUCUCUUCAAUAUGGUUGGGAGAUGUCUUAGAGUAGCCAGGGCAACUUACAGAAAAGAAAUCCUCAGGAUCGGCCUAAUUGAACAACUGACCUCUCAAAUUUUAAAAUGUAGUCAGACCCUUCCAUGUAUAGACCUUCUGUGUAUAGCAAUCGCCUGGAGCAGUGCCCCUCAGCCCUAUCUCGCACUUCUAGUAUUCUCUUUUGCAAAUAAAUGGUAUUUCCCCUUCA
Messenger RNA from Mastomys coucha (southern multimammate mouse), 5039 nucleotides. It is a transcript of the gene Duox1, whose product is annotated as dual oxidase 1. Gene Ontology annotation, molecular function: calcium ion binding; peroxidase activity; superoxide-generating NAD(P)H oxidase activity. The coding region runs from base 149 to 4435 and encodes 1428 amino acids. Gene Ontology annotation, biological process: response to oxidative stress; superoxide anion generation; defense response. NCBI's taxonomy places the organism in Eukaryota, Metazoa, Chordata, Mammalia, Rodentia, Muridae. Gene Ontology annotation, cellular component: NADPH oxidase complex; plasma membrane. The record is from RefSeq and is a predicted model, not a curated record. The transcript has 32 exons.